CUCGAUCAAGUCCAUGACGAACUCGAGAUCAGCGUGGAAGGAUGGCAUCUCGGAAGCUGCCGAUUGCUCUAACGUCCAUCGGGACAGCCUCUAUGAUCGCAGCAUUCGCCAUUACAAUGCGAGACAUUCAUGCGUUGAACCUUUCGACUUUACGAUCGACGAGCCUGCUGAAUCGAUUUGUCGACUACCAGCACGUGGAUGUCUUCGAGACAACGUUGGACGAUGGCCAUGCCAUCGAGAACGUAGCUCAAGCAUUCUUUCAGUCCCCUGUCUUCCAAGCCGAGCGUGCGUUUCUAAGUCUUGCUGGGUUUGGAAGCGUCGAGGAUGACACGAUUGACAGAACGACGUUCGACGUCGGCGACAAAGUCGUCGUGUUCCGCGUGGUGGAGCGUACGCCAGGGCAAAUUCUAUUUUGCUGGAACGACUUCAUGGAUGUAAACGGCCAUACAUGGCUUUCUGUGGCGGACGACGGUCGCACGGUCCAGUUCGGAUCCACGUUUGACCUCGUGCAGGCCCUGCACCCCAUGGCGCUUCCUUUCGUCAAGUUCAUAGUCGUGCCGAUGCACUUGUGGUAUGCCCAAGUGGUCCUCGCAUCCGCCAAGUUUGUCCUCCAACGAAAGGGUAAAACAUAACUGGAUGGUUUUGAGCUUCAUCCGCCCACGCCCUCGAUGCUGUCCAAGCGCAUGCGCGACGAUGAACGCCACUACUCUAGCCAACACCUCGAACAAGAUCAAGACCGAGUUCAGCACAGUCGACACAUGCCGAAUCAGCAGGAUAGACGGAGUUAUCUGGAUGUGCAACGUGUGGCAUCGCGAAUGCAAUUCCCAUCGCAUGUGGGUGACGUCGAUGCAA
Molecule: messenger RNA, 852 nt
Organism: Aphanomyces invadans
Lineage: Eukaryota; Oomycota; Saprolegniomycetes; Saprolegniales; Verrucalvaceae
Exons: 1
Coding region: 42-632 (196 amino acids)
Source: RefSeq, a predicted model, not a curated record